Messenger RNA from Triplophysa dalaica, 4103 nucleotides. It is a transcript of the gene rnf17, whose product is annotated as ring finger protein 17. The record is from RefSeq and is a predicted model, not a curated record. The transcript has 32 exons. Bases 69 to 3965 code for a protein of 1298 amino acids. NCBI's taxonomy places the organism in Eukaryota, Metazoa, Chordata, Actinopteri, Cypriniformes, Nemacheilidae.
UUAGCCAGGACUCUCCUCAGAGUUCAUUUAAUUGUACUGAUUGUUGGAGAAGUUGAAGUCGAUGGAAGAUGUCGGAAUCGGCAGUUGUUUGUAAUAUUUGCGGCUCGGUGUACACAUUGCCCGAAGAUGAAGUUUAUGGGAAUCUUCCGCGCGCGCUGUUGUGCAGUCAUAUCUUCUGCACCACAUGUCUGCGCGCGCUUGAGUCUCCGCAGAACGUCAUCACGUGUACGGAAUGUGAGAUAGAAACCAGUCUUGGUGAGGAUGGUGUUGAUGGUUUAGAGGUGGACAGCAGAAUCGUUGGCCUCAUCUAUACUGCACGGAUGAACACAAAAAAAGGGCCUUCAGGAGGGAGAUCGAAAUCUCGAAUGGCAAAGAGCCCAGCCUCAACUGCAGCUGUCGACACAGAGGAGAUUGCUGAACUGAAACGAGACCGAUUUAAGGUUUUGGAUGAAGCGCUUAUGAAGGCCACGGAAAACCUGAAUAAACUUGAUUCACUUUACCAGACUCUGGUGAAUGGUAUUCCAGCUCAGCUGAGGAAAGAGAGAUCCAGAAUUAUCAGAGAAAUUGAUGUUGCCGUAGAUAAAGCAAAAAGCAUUCUGCUUAAAAGACGGAGUGUAUUGAUGUCCAAAUUGAGUGCUGUGGAUCUUCUCUUCUCGGCUGGCCAGAAGGAAUGUAAAAGAAUAGAAGAGAGAGUGAAAGAGCUACGGACUGCCAUUCAAAAAGCUCGACAUGUCCGUCAGGUUCCUUCUCUUGGGACUUACUGCAAUCUAGAUGAGAUUUUGGAGACUUUACACCUUCCAGUGGAUGUUGAGUCAUAUGACAUGAGUUCUCUGUCCUUGCAUUCAGGACUCAGGUGCAGUCUUCAGGUGGACAGUCUGACUGAAUGCUUUAAAAACUUUCUUAAAAUCAUCAAUGACGAUGAUGAUGUUAUCUUGGAAGAAGUUACAGUUGAGCCUUUCCAAUACCAAGUGAAGAGUGAGGAAUCUGGGAAAAGAGUUGAGGUCUGGGACAACUUAAGUCUGGGUGCUACGGGAAGUGACAACGCCAAGCUUAAAAAGAAAAGCCCUCAAAAAGAAUUUCCAGAAAGAAAAGCAGAAAGCCGUAAACUCCUUGCGGACGUUAUUGAUCAUACGGAUGCUUGCGCAGAGAUGGUGGAAACAGGACAACCCAGGCACAGAGAGAGACACUGGAUGCACAGAAAACAGCGAAGGCUCCAGGUUGACAAGUCUUCAACGUCACAUCCUAAAUUGGUGCAUUACGUUAUGGUGAGCCACAUCGAGAACCCUGGCAAUUUCCACGUACGAUAUAUGAUGGAACACAAGUCAGCACAUAGACUGACACAAAAGAUCAACACAUUCUGCACAGAAGAGAGUAGCCUCUUCACAUUUAGUGAUGAAAUCAAGACAGACUCUCUGCUCUUUGUCUGGUGGAAGAUGGAUACGUGGUGUAGAGGAAAAGUGACCGAGCUCUUUCAGAAGGGGUGUAUCCAGAAUGUUCCUAAAUGCCUCGCUUCCGAAGUCUCCCGGGUGUGUUUUUUCUUCUUGGACCAUGGCUUCUCCAAGGGAUUGACAAUCCCAAGUGAUAAAGGUUUAUGCAAGUUGAACGAAUGUGUUCGGAAACCUGAUGGAGUUGCUCUGGCUGAAAUGAAUGCCUGGAUUCCUAUGGCCAUCAAAUGUUCCCUUAAAGAUAUUAUUCCUUCAGACCUGGUGAGAGGGUGGAGUACAGAAGCAAGUGAUGAAAUGAGGUCUCUGCUGGGCUCCAAGGCCGUUGAGAUGCAUGUGUUCGGAGAUGAAGGCGGCACGCUCUUGGUGGAUCUGAAAAAGGCACCAAUGGUGUCUAUUCGAGAACACUUGGUUUUCAUGGAACUGGCCAGAUUCUACUGUCCUAUGGCAGCUCCUGGAUCCAGCAAGCCCUUGCUGUUUUAUCCUCCAGUUCACCCCAAAAAAGAUGUUGAGGUCAAUGCGGUGCUUUCUCAUGUCAACACACCUUCAGACUUCUAUGUGCAAUUAGUUGAAAAUAUGGAGUACUUGCUGUUGCACUCGAAACUUCAGGACUGUUAUGGCCCACUUGCAGCGGACGACGAGUUCCAGAUCUACUGCCCCUCUCUGUCACAGGCUUGUGUUGCUCGCUAUGACCAAGAGUGGUACAGGGCCCAGGUCACAGGUUUCCCUGGUGGUCGAAUGGUUGACGUGCGGUAUGUGGACUUUGGCUAUAAAAAAACUCUGUCUGUGAAAGAUUUGAGACAGAUAAAGGAUGAGUUCUUUGCUCUGCCAGAAAUGGGGGUUCGGUGCACUUUGGCUGAUGUGUCCAGUUUGGAGGAUGUGUGGAGCGAUGAAGCAUGUAAAGAGCUAAAGGGACUUGUAGAGAAUAAACUUGUCACUGUUGUGGCAAAAAAGCUUGUGCCCGUCACUAGCCCUGUACCUGUGUGUCUGUUUGAGAUCAGUGAUGAUGGUACCGGUGCUAGUAUCGGAGAGCUGUUGGUCAGAAAGGGUCUUGCGGUUUCCAGUAAACAGGCUCUGGAUAUUGACCUCCCAUCACUGGAGACAACUGUGUGGGAUCCUCCGUUUGAAGAGGAACUGCAUGUUGAGCUGACUUCCCCGUCUCCUGAUUCUGAAGAGCUCAAGCCCACCCUGACCCUGCCCACUUGUCUCAACGACAUCAGGGUUCGAGUGACACAUGUCACCUCUCCUGGAAACAUCUGUGUGCAGCUGCUGCAGUUUGACUGUCACCUAAACAGAAUCCAUGACAUCCUGAAGAAUCUGUACAGUAAGUCAGAGCCACAGGAGAUGGAAUGGGAAGGGGAGAUGUUCUGCGCCGCUAAUAACACAGGAGUGUGGGAAAGAGGACAGGUUUGCAGUGUGUCCUCCAGCAGUGUUGCAGAGGUUUUGCGUUGUGACUUUGGCAAUAUUGUGAAUCUCUCUGUGAACAAUCUCCGACCCCUUCGUCCUGAUCUGAUUGGCUCUUACUUACUGGAGUGUAAUCUCAGUGGUAUAAGGCCAGCUGGUGGUCGCUCCACAUGGACAGCCACGGCAUGUGAGACAAUCUCUCAGUUCUUGACCGGGGCAACGGCUAUAAUGACCGUAAAGGAUCCAACCGUCAUGCCGGUGUUAAUAUUUCUGUUCUGUUCAAACCGGGCUGGUCAGAACAUCAGUAUCGCAGAUUUCCUUAUCAGUGAAGGUCUUGCACUCAAGGAGAGAAAGGAUGCUUCCCUAUCCCAGAAUGCUUUUUCAGAGGAAUGUGUGCUGAAUGGGGAGAACACGGAGUCAAAGCGAACUGAGACUCCACCCCAGACUCCACCCACACCUUCCCCCCGCUUCAAUCCUCCACCAGAGAGAGUAAAAACACAUGCCUACUCCCCUCCAGAUAUGCCUCCCCGGGGACACGCACUCAUGAGCAUCUCAGCCAUCUCUGACCAAGGUGUCAUUUAUGCUAUGACGCAUGAAGCAGUUUGCGAGUUUGAUCGCUUACGUGAACGUCUUCAGCAGCACAUUAAAACUCUGCCCAGGCAGAAGAACUACAACUGGAAAGGUGUUUUAGGGUGUGCUGUCAUGGGUACAGACAUGUACUGGUACAGGGGUCAUGUGAUGGAGGUUAUUGGAGGACACGUUAAGGUACGAUAUGUGGAUCAGGGUCUUGUGGAAAGUAUUCCUGUUUGCCACGUGUAUCCAGUGGUUCUCUGUGAGGAUGUGGCACAGCUCUGUAUACCCUGUCAGAUAAAUGGAGUCAUUUCGAUUGGAAAGGGAUGGCAGUUGGACGCUGUGAUGUUCAUGAAGGAAUUGCUGCUUGGACGUUCAGUCAACGUUCACAUAAUGGAACACCCUGAGGAUCCAUGUGGCUGUGUUACCGUCGAGAUAACCGUGGAUGGCAUGGUCCUCAGCAAAAUAUUGGUGCACCACCAGUAUGCCACCUAUGAUCCCCGACUUCAAAAGCCAAGAGGAGUAUGUGGUCAAGCCUCCCAUCCCUGAUUUGGAUGAUUGGGACAUAAACACAGAGGGCUUGAAGAAACCCAAACCUGUUUUAGGGUUCUUUACAGAAUUCGAACUUCCUGAAGGGAAGAAACAUUUCUCUGCUAGGGUCAAGCACAUCCGCACACCGAAUGAGGU